ACAUCAGCUCUCCACAAAUGAAGAAUUUUUUUAAGCCUCUCUGCUCUGGACGUGCUACACUCUCUUCAUAAUUAGAUUACAGCUGUGAGCCAAGGGUGGAGAGAGCAUCAGAGAAAAUAAGAGAGAAAGGGGAGGAAAUAAGAGGAAAAGAUCAGGGCAGUGACAGAGUGGAGAGGCGAGGGAAGCAGAGGCAUCUGCUAUUCAAACUGCCUCUGCGAAGGAUUUCCUGCUGAGACUUUGAAGCAUCAUCAUCAACAUCAUUUCAACUCUGGGGUGUGUGUCAACUCGUCAUGGCCCCUCCUUCUCUGUUGGUGUUGCUGAUGGUGGUUGCCAUGGUAACUGGGGCCCGUGCAGCCAGCGAGGAGAAUGAACUGGAUUACGGAUACUGGAACUACAGAGAGGGAGCUGACAGUGUGAAUGUGGCCUCAGUGCGCAGUGUGACCAGAGUUUUAGAUGCCUGGGGAAAACGCAUCUUUAAUGAGAUCAAGACUUUGCUGCACUCACAGCCCAGCACACUGCUGCCUGACUACUCCAGGGUGCGCCCUCUGUCCGAGUCCGUCAACGACCUGUUCAGAGAAGUCUCCCUGCUGCGCCGGCGCAUCACCGAGCUCUCUCAUCGCCUAGCAACGCUGGAACCGUUCCUCCGUCACCACGGCUACCGGUGGGAGGGGGAGGAGGCGGCGGCUCUGGCACCUCAGAGCCUGAAAGGAGAGGUGGCGAGACUGGCCCGAUACACCCCGAGGACCGCGGUGAGGGCCAGCCCCCCUCAGGGGAGCCGGGUGGUGAGGAGGAGACGGGUGAGAGUCCUGAAGAAGGGGGGAGUGAAGCUGGUUCAGAGUGACAGAUAGAGAGCGACAGAGUGGGGGGGUGGGGGGCGUGAAGCUUUAGAAAGUUUCUGUGAUAUAAAGGUGCUCUGCCAAUAUUAUAUAAUGUAUGAUACCCAUCUAUGAACUGUAUAGAUUUCAUUUUUGUGAAAUAACAUGACUUAGACAUGGCUUGUCCUGUGAGAUCAGGAAUGAACCAUUAUGGUUUGUAUUAGUCAAAGAUAUAACUCAUAUCUUCUUUAAUAAACUUAUCAGUGAUUAUCA
Messenger RNA from Seriola aureovittata, 1088 nucleotides. RefSeq lists its product as uncharacterized. Lineage: Eukaryota; Metazoa; Chordata; Actinopteri; Carangiformes; Carangidae. The transcript is spliced from 4 exons. The record is from RefSeq and is a predicted model, not a curated record. Bases 291 to 848 code for a protein of 185 amino acids.